AUGCGUGGUCUGACGUGUUUGGCGGAAUUACACGUCCAGGUGAACGUCCCACCACAGCUGUUAGGGUAUGGCAGCACGAGCGGAGACCCUGAAAUCAGGGCUGAGUUACCGGCGCACGUCGAUCCAGUUCGUACUACAGUGAACAUAACCAAAUUGCACAAAGCGAAGACCAAGGAUGCCCCAGCAAACAAACCGUAUGGAAGCUCGUCGAACAAUGUUAGAAGCGCCAACCGAGACACCGCGCAUCCUGCCGCCCCCCGCUGA
Parastagonospora nodorum SN15 is the source of this 264-nucleotide messenger RNA. RefSeq lists its product as hypothetical. The record is from RefSeq and is a predicted model, not a curated record. The coding region runs from base 1 to 264 and encodes 87 amino acids. The transcript is spliced from 2 exons. NCBI's taxonomy places the organism in Eukaryota, Fungi, Ascomycota, Dothideomycetes, Pleosporales, Phaeosphaeriaceae.